Messenger RNA from Fusarium redolens, 1002 nucleotides. RefSeq lists its product as uncharacterized. The transcript has 4 exons. NCBI's taxonomy places the organism in Eukaryota, Fungi, Ascomycota, Sordariomycetes, Hypocreales, Nectriaceae. The record is from RefSeq and is a predicted model, not a curated record. Bases 1 to 1002 code for a protein of 333 amino acids.
AUGCAACCUUCAAACGAGCAAACACCAGAGCGAUCGAAUGUUUGUUUCCAGAUCUCCUCGCAUCCACGACCGAUAUUGCCUGCCAUGCCGAAAUCUCAAACGAAGAAACUGCCUCCCGCCAAGGGCCUUGAUGCUUCAAAGUCAAACGUAAAAGUAGGAGCACCAGCCCCGUACGAGUUUAGCGGCCGUGACUCAAUCAACAUCAGCUCGUUCGACCUUGCGCAAGUUCAGGAAUCACUGGAGCACUCCGAUGUGCCUUCGAUGCGACCGCAGCUGAAGUCGCCCAGACGUUGUUCCCGUGAACUGAACCACCCCAUGCACUGGCAGCUCCAGCAGCAUGAAUUCUUGAUCUGGCGCCACAAGGCUUUACGGUCAUCUGGUAAGACCGCGCGGAACUCUUCUCAAUGUCAACUAACACCUCCAGUAUCUCCUCACCCCUCCACCUUGCCUGCCCUCGAACCAACUUCGAAAGCUCCUGAAACUCUCCCGCUCGAUGAAUCAACCAGCAAUUUACAUCCCCCUUCUCCCGGCGAAAGCUCGACGGCAUCUACGAAACCCCCGCUCCCGAAAAUCCGUGUAUCUCCUCCCGACGAAACUUCCAAAACCCCACGUCAACCGCACCCUUCGAUCGAGAACCCCGCCUAUCCGUGGGAAGAAGAAGAGCUUCGAGCUCUGGAGGAGCUGCGAAAUGAACAACGGCGCUUGCAUGAAGAAACCCUCGAUGCGAUGAGGGAAAUGGCCUACUGGUCUUUCAGAGCGCAACGUGCUGCAAAUCGAGUCAAGAAAACAAUGUAUGAACUUGGGAGCUACAUGGGUGAAAUUCGGUCUGAGCAGGAGGAAGGUCAAGGCCAUCAUGGGAAUAAAUGUAAUGUCGCGCCUCCAUCUGCGACGAAUAUAAUCCAGUUAAUCGUAAUUAUCCCUUAUGCGACUAGAAUUCUACCUGGUGAAGUUCUAUUUGACUGCAAGGCUAGGAACAUCGUGCUCUGUGGCUACGGAGUAUGA